CCAGCUGGACUAGCUCUCCCGGUGCCUGGCCGGCGCCCCCCCACUCCUGCCAGCCCAGUCACAGCCUCCGUCCAGGGCACCUUCAGGCAGGCAAGCAGGUAGUGAGCCCCGAUCUUGGACAUCUGAGGCCAGAACGCGGGCUUCUGGGCAGAGAUGGCCCUGCAGAGCCAGGUGCGGUCUCCGGCCACACCCAUACCCAUGGCCGAGAGCUCCCUCUACCGGCAGCGACUAGAGGUCAUCGCGGAGAAGCGGCGGCUGCAGGAGCAGAUCCGCGCGGCGCGCGGGGAGCUGGAGGAGGAGAAGCUCCGCGUGGAGCGGCUCAAGAGGAAGUCUCUUCGGGAGCGGUGGCUCAUGGACGGGGCUGAGGGACCCGAGGGACCGGAGGAAGCUGCCUUGCAGGACCCCGAGACCCCUGAGGGCCAAGCGCAGGACCGCAUCCGGAACCUGGAGGACAGCUUGUUCACACUCCAGUCCCAGCUGCAGCUGUUGCAGAGUGCAUCCACAGGUGCCCAGCACAAGGCCUCCGGCCGGCCCACCUGGCGCAGGCAGGGUCACCGUCCACUCUCCCAGCCCACUGCGGAGGCAGGGACUGAAGGUCAGACUGAUCUGAACAAGAGAGCCUCUUGGCCAGCAGAGCCAGCGGGCACAUCCCUGGAGUCCCUGGCCGAGCCCAGAGAUGAGGCCUUUGGGGUUCUGCCAGCCCUGAGGCAGGUCCCUGGGGCAGCAGGGGUCUCCUCAGAAGCCAAUGGCCCCUGCCCCAGACCCAGCCCCCCUCUGGAGCAGGAGCACAAUCAGGGGGUGACAGCAGCGUAUGGGGGGGUGGGCGAGGCCAAAGGAGGGGGUGUGGUAAAGGUGGUGUGGGAAGGGCUGAGGCCUACAGAGGACUGUGCCAGGGGGGCCACGGGCCCAGAGCUGGAGGCGAAGGUAGAGGAGAUGGUGCUGGAGGCCAUCGGGGACAGGCUGGAAGCCAGCCGCCCUGAGCUCCCGUCCUGGGUGAGGGAGGACAGGGGAGUGGUGGAGGUGGUCUGGGAAGGGGUGGGAGGCACAGAGGGCAGCGACUCUGAGGCUUCAGGGGAGGCUGGCAGGGGCCCACCGCAGGCGCAGACCAGCUCCCCGAGGCUGCAGGAGGAACGAGAGGGAGAAGCUUCUGGAACAGGGGAAGGCCCCCCCAGGGGCAGCCCUGAUGGCUUCCGGCAUGGGGGCCCUGGGGGAGAGGAGGGGUCCUUUAUCUGGGUGGAGAGGGUGACCCUCAGCGAGGAGUGGGAGGAACUCAUGGUGGAAGGGGUGGAAGGGCCGAGGACACUAGGGAAGGAGCGGGGAGGUGAGAGUCCUCCGGGGGUGGGGAGGCUGGGAGGCGAGGAAACCUGGGAAACGGAGAGGAGACGGGCCGAGGAAUCGCUGGGCACAUGGAAGAAAGGAGGUGAGGAACAGUCAGGGGCAGCGUGGGAAGGAAUAGACACGUCGCUGGCGGCGGAGAAGAAGGGACGGGAGGAACCCGUGAAGCCAGAGAGGAGGAGAGGGGAGGGGAAGGCGGAGGCGGGGAGGGACAGCGGCGAGGACGCUUUGCCAGCAGAAAGCGAGGGAACGAAGGGAGCGUGGAGGGCAGAGACGGAGGGAGGCGAGGAACCACUGGGAGCAGAGCAGCGUGGAGGCGAGGAGAAGCUGGAGGCAGAGAAGGACGCUGAGGGGCCAGUGGGAGUAGAAAGCAAGGCAGUGGAGGGGUCGUUGAGGCCCGAGGAGGAAAGAGCAGAGGGAAAGCUCCGGGCGGAGGAGAAGGGGGUCGAGGAGGAGAAGGGGGUCGUAGAGAAGAAAGGAGAUGAAGAAAAGCUGGAGGCGACGGAGGAACCGCUGACGACAGAGAGGAAGGAGGGUGAGGGAUCACUAACAGCAGAGAGAACAGGAGAUGAGGAGCCACGGGAUGAAGAGGAAAAAGAAGAGGAAUCACCGAAGGCAGAGAGGAUAGGAGGUGAGGGGCCAUUGGAGGCAGAGAGAACGGGGGGUGAGGGGCCAUUGACGGCAGAGAGAACGGGGGAUGAGGGGCCAUUGGAGGCAGAGAGAACGGGGAGUGAGGGGCCAUUGGAGGCAGAGAGAACGGGGGGUGAGGGGCCAUUGGCGGCAGAGAGAACGGGGGGUGAGGGGCCAUUGGAGGCAGAGAGAACGGGGGGUGAGGGGCCAUUGGAGGCAGAGAAGAGCCAAAAGGUCAAGGAAGACGUGAGUCCAGAAGCUCAGAGAGAGUCUGGAACUGGGGAAGAGUGUCAGGCAGAGAAGGUGAGUGAGGCAGGGGCUUCCCCGGGGGCCCAGGAAGAGCUCAGGCCGGAGGAGGAAGGGCCGCAGCCGUCCCAGGAGAAGCAGGAAGGCUUGCCGGAGGAGGAGGAAGCAGGGAAGCCUCAAACCCCCGCCGCCGAGGGCCAGGACCCCUCAGGGGAUGCCACGCCCCUCCUGGCAGAGACCCCAGCUCCUGAGCAGCCCGCCGAGUGCCAGCCACUGCUUCCGGUGGAGGAGCCCAAGGCCAACCCCCGUGCCCACCCCGUGCCCACCUAUGCACCUGCCCAGCAGCCCGAGCCCUCGGCUCCCCCUGAGGGUGAAGAGGCAAGCGGCCCUAAGCAAAAGACGUGCCAGUGUUGUGCGGUGAUGUGAGUCCACGCCCCCCACCCCACGCCUCGCUCUUCUCACAGCUACCUCGGCCUCUGGGCAUCCAGCAGAGGGUUCCCAGGCACAGACAGGGCAUAUGGGACUGGCCAUGGCAUCUGGGAGCCUGCUGGCCCACACCUCCACCUCCACCUGGGCUUCUGGACCCCUUGCCCACUGCCUGUGACCCUGGCUCCCUUCUCCGACUAAACCUUUAUACUUGAAAAUAAAAUAUUAAAGCAUUG
Pipistrellus kuhlii (Kuhl's pipistrelle) is the source of this 2873-nucleotide messenger RNA. It is a transcript of the gene PALM3, whose product is annotated as paralemmin 3. Bases 154 to 2637 code for a protein of 827 amino acids. Gene Ontology annotation, cellular component: membrane. Gene Ontology annotation, biological process: response to lipopolysaccharide; negative regulation of cytokine-mediated signaling pathway; regulation of cell shape. The transcript has 7 exons. The record is from RefSeq and is a predicted model, not a curated record. Lineage: Eukaryota; Metazoa; Chordata; Mammalia; Chiroptera; Vespertilionidae.